UUACUCUGGCUUACUCCCCCUCUCAGAAGCCAUUUUGGACUCAGUUCAGUUUCUUGCAUGUGAAUAUCGGACCCUGUCCUCAGCCAUUCACCACUACACAGUAGAAAAGGUUAACGCGCACCGCGGAGCGAGAAAAUUGUUCUUUGAAACAUCGAGUUUAUUUUACCUUGUCGAUUUUACAUCCUGGAUUCGACCGACUCUUUCCCAAUGGAUUUGUUUAUAUUUAAAACUUGUUUUUAGCCCGUGCAAUUUUGUUGCAUUGGGGGGCUGUACACACAAAAGCAACGCAAACUCUUGGUGCGGUGGACAUCGAAGGCCUUGGGACAUUUGGCUCGUUGUGUUGUGCUAUCAUCUUUUUAAAUGUUCGCAAAGGAAAAGAGGUUAAAAAGGAGAACAUCUGGUGUGUUUCUUUUUAAUUAAAGGAAUAUGUUUGCUUCCUGUCUGACUUUUGCACUUCUGGGAACUUUUUGUGCAGGACCAAGUCAUGGAGAGGUGGACACACAGGAGUGCUUGUUCUAUAACAUCAACUAUGAGAUUGAGAAGACCAACCAGAGUGGGGUAGAGCGCUGCGAGGGUGAGAAGGACAAGCGGUCGCACUGCUACGCCUCAUGGCGAAACAACUCUGGUACCAUAGAGCUGGUGAAGAAGGGCUGCUGGCUGGAUGACUUCAACUGCUAUGACAGGCAAGAGUGUGUGGCGACAGAGGAGAAUCCUCAGGUGUUCUUCUGUUGCUGCGAGGGGAACUUCUGCAACGAGAGGUUCACUCACCUGCCUGAUAUCAACGGACCAUUGAUCAAGUCGCCUCCCCCCAUGCCCACACUACUCAAUGUGCUGGUCUACUCACUGCUGCCCAUCACCAUGCUCUCCAUGGCCCUGCUGCUGGCCUUCUGGAUGUACCGCCACCGCAAGCCACCCUAUGGCCAUGUGGACAUCAAUGAGGAUCCUGGCCUCGUUCUCCCUCCCUCCCCCCUGGUAGGUCUCAAACCCCUGCAGUUGCUGGAGAUUAAGGCCAGGGGGCGCUUUGGCUGUGUGUGGAAGGCCCAGAUGAUGAACGACUACGUGGCUGUCAAGGUUUUCCCCAUUCAGGAUAAACAGUCGUGGACGAACGAGCGGGACGUGUUCCUAACACCGGGGAUGAAGCACGAGAACCUGCUGCGCUACAUCGCCGCCGAGAAGCGCGGGACCAACCUGGAGAUGGAGCUGUGGCUCAUCUCUGAGUUCCACGAGAGGGGCUCCCUGACGGACUAUCUGAAAGGGAAUGCAAUCAGCUGGACUGAGCUGUGCCACAUCGCUGAGACCAUGGCCUGCGGGCUGGCCUACCUGCACGAAGAUGUGCCUCGCUACAAAGGAGAGGGACCCAAACCGGCCAUUGCUCACAGGGACUUCAAGAGUAAGAAUGUGAUGCUGCGGACGGACCUGACGGCCAUCAUCGGGGACUUUGGGUUGGCGGUGCGGUUCGAGCCGGGCAAGCCCCCAGGGGACACUCACGGCCAGGUGGGUACCAGGCGCUACAUGGCGCCGGAGGUCCUGGAAGGUGCCAUCAACUUCCAGCGGGACGCCUUUCUCAGGAUAGACAUGUACGCCAUGGGCCUGGUGCUGUGGGAGCUGGUGUCGCGCUGCAAGGCGGCCGACGGCCCAGUGGAUGAGUACAUGCUGCCGUUUGAGGAGGAGAUCGGCCAGCACCCGUCCCUGGAGGACUUACAGGAGGUGGUGGUCCACAAAAAGAUGAGACCGGUCUUCAAGGACUGCUGGCUCAAACACGCUGGCCUGGAGUCUAUGUGUGAGACGAUAGAGGAGUGCUGGGACCAUGACGCGGAGGCGCGCCUCUCUGCUGGCUGCGUGGAGGAGCGCAUCUCGCAGAUCCGCCGGCUGACCAGCCCCCCUACCUCGGACUGCCUGGUCUCCAUGGUGACCUCUGUCACCAACGUGGACUUGCCACCCAAAGAGUCCAGUAUCUGAGUCUCAACCCGACCACCAACCCUCCCAACGCAGAGCGGCAAGCAAGCAUACAAAACAACCACUCGUCUUCUUAAGCCUCAGCGGAUCUCAGAAAAAAAAACAUGAAUGCAGCUGCUAUUUUAUCCUGAAUUUUUUUAAUGAUUAAUUAUUAUUAUUUUUAUUUGAUUUCCGAUCGGAUCACUAUUACCAGCACACUUCUUCUAUACUGUUUUUUUUUAUCAAUACAGGGCAAAAAAAGCUAAAUGGACAUCUCAAAAGCGCAUUCAGGUGCCGACUUAUGAAUGCUGACAAGGUGCAGGUACCUCAGAUGUUUUCAGCUCUCAGUAGUUUCUUUGGGUUUAGUUUAUUCCUCUUUUUCUGUCUUCUGGACAGGAUUGCCUGUGACAGAACCAACCAACUCACCCACCAACCAAGCAACCAUCUACCACGUUGGACAAUACAACAAUGCUGCAUAAACCUUGUAGGAACAUUAAGACUGUUACACACAACUAACCUUCCUCAAGGGAUUUUAGUUUUCAGAAAACAUUUCCUUUCCGACAGCGUGUCCCAUACAAACCUUCGGAACUAACGGGUGUCUCUAGAACACAGGGCAAAGUGGAAAACAACAGGACUCAUUUCUUUUAGGUUUUUUCUGUGUUCAGACUGGUGACUAUGGAUGGGGUUGGCUACAGCAUUCUUAUGAGUGCAUGUUGAAAGGUUCAAAAGGAAAUGGCUUACAUUCAGAGAUUGGACAUCACAUCAUCUGGAUAGUGCGUUUGGUAUGGAACUACUUCUCAGGUAACCAGUCUCAAGGGGCAGGAGAUGUUGAUUUGAGGUGAUAUCGCAACGCGUCCCGUAAAGUAGGGCGAGAGCCACAACUGCCGCCCUUGAGUGGUCGGAGGGGGCAAACUUUAGUGGGAGGGGCUUUUCUGACUUGGUUCAGAGCCUUUAUCUGAGAUCAAAAUGGAGUCUAAACACAGAACGUGCCCAAACAACCACAAAAAAACACAAUCGGUGCAAGACCCUGGGGAAGAUAUGUAUGCAUUUUGGGUGGGUGUGUGUUUGCGUGUGACUACUUGUGCAGUGAGAGUGACUGUGGGUGUGUGUGUGUUUGCGUGUGACUACUUGUGCAGUGAGAGUGACUGUGUGUGUGUGUGUGUGUGUGUGUAGCGGAGAGGGAUGGAGAUUAAGACCAUAAAAAGUUUCAGCCGUAAACAUCUGAAGAUAAGUUAAAUGUAUUUUUGUUCAGUUUUUUUCUCCUCCUUUAUUUCAGUCAGUAGAUUGGACAUUGGGAGAUAAGGACCUAGACUCUUCUCCACAGAGGCCCAUCCUAGGCCUCAGCAAAAGCCUAUAUCCUUCACUAGUGUUGAGUGGGAGGGAAUACAGUUGAAUCAUCACUGCCUGGUCCCUUUGUUAUUUGCCUCUUUCGCACAGGGACCAAACUUAGUUUGUACCGGGUAGGUCCUGCAUUGUAGAACCGUUUUUGACAGGGCACUGAGCGUAACAAGCGGUUUAAACUUAACUUCAUUACGAUUAGUUACACGUUCUCAUUCAUUAGAAGGAAAAAUAGAAACUGAAAACGAACAUGGAACUUUUUUUGUCUUAAAAGUGGCACGCAAGAAACCACAUUUCCGUAUGCCAUAAUGUAACAGUGAAUGUCCACAAUGCUGCUGUUUCAACUCAAAGAUGAAUAUAUUUCUGUGUUCCUUUUUUCUGUGCAUUACACGUGCAACUCUCAGUAGUAAAGGAAACAUGCUAAAACAGCAAAAGUCAUGUCUACCAACGUACAAGGCUUCCGAGGUGAACAAUAAAAUCUAGUAGAGAAAACAUAAAACGAAACGCAAAAAAAACAAAAAACAUGAAUGAACCACAGACCACCUCAAACCAGAAAUACCUCAGAUUUUUCUACGUGUAUGAGUUCUGUUAUAUAUUUUGUUAGUUGUGUUGACUUGUAUUAAGUAUAUUUUAAUGUGAGUUUUUUUUGGCUUAUAUGAUUAGGGAGUUUUGGAAAAAUAGUGCUACCGCAACAUGUUGUAUAAAUGAAAGAAAAUAGUGUAAAUAGCUGUAUACAGUUGUAGUAUUCUACCAAUAUAUGAAACCUAGGCAUUAUUCAUGAUUUGUGCUGGCUCCCCCCCUCUCCGUUACCUAAAGGGACAUUGAACCUUGUAUUUGAUUUUCCUCCCAGAAAAACAAAUAUCCACCCACCACCACCACCACCGUGUCUCACCUGUAAUAUUUUUGCAUACCCCAGGAUAUACCUUGGGUUUGUCAUUGCUUUUAAAAUGUAUUUUAAUGACUUAUCCCAUUCCUCUAUAAAAAAAGAAAGCAUUUAUACAGAAAAGACAAAUUGAGAACUAAGAGAUACCAUUGAAUUUCCUUAUACAAAGCAACGCAUCUCCAAAUUAGUUUCUCGAUUUAUAGCGUUCUAACUUUUUAAAGCAUAGUCAUAUUUUUAUGAAAUUGUUCUCAAUUGAUGAUUGAUUUGAUAGCGCCUUUGAGGGGGGGGGGUAGUGUCCCUGGAUUCUCAUCCCUUCAUCUCCUUUCCUCACACAUUGACUGACGAGACACCACGGCGGCGGCUUCAGCACCUUAGCACUACAUCCUACAGACGAGAGCUUUAAGUUUUAUUCACGGUGUCAUACGUUCUUUUAAGGUUCUACAUCAUUUACCAGUGUUCCGCAUGUGUGUAAGUGGAACCAUGUGCGCAGAGGCUUUCAGGGUGUUUUAGGUAUACCCAUGGAGAAAGAA
This is a messenger RNA of Oncorhynchus tshawytscha (Chinook salmon), 4686 nucleotides long. Its product is annotated as activin receptor type-2B. The coding region runs from base 427 to 1959 and encodes 510 amino acids. Gene Ontology annotation, biological process: cellular response to growth factor stimulus; activin receptor signaling pathway; protein phosphorylation. NCBI's taxonomy places the organism in Eukaryota, Metazoa, Chordata, Actinopteri, Salmoniformes, Salmonidae. The transcript is spliced from 11 exons. The record is from RefSeq and is a predicted model, not a curated record. Gene Ontology annotation, cellular component: plasma membrane; activin receptor complex. Gene Ontology annotation, molecular function: ATP binding; activin binding; activin receptor activity.